GUCCUCACAUUACUGAGCGCGAGCCUGUCGGGUUAUUUUGGGGCUCAGCUGUUGCUGCUUCCGUCAGAACACACACAAGCUACUUCACAGGUCUUGCUCUCUGAUGAUGGAAACCUCGGUGAAGCCAGUCGAGGUUCUGAUGCAGCCUGGUGCCACUUCCUCUUCCAUGGGUGAUCAGAGUCCUGACAGUCAAAUGGCAGCAGCAAUGGUGUCUCCACCUUUGACUUUUGGGGCCUCUGAGCCCUCUGACCCCAUGAAGGAGUUCCACCAGCGACUGGAGGACAUCAUCAGGAGCUCAACCACCAACAUUCUGGAGCAGGGCACCGCAGAUGCAGAGACGGAAACGAAGGCACAGACAGUUGAUGACAUCACUCUUACUGUGGAGACAGAGGUGUCUGUCAUGACACAAAGUCUGAACUCGUUGUCGUCCCCAGAGGAGAAAUUAGAAGACCUCCUCCACAAGUACACGGAACUGGUGACACUGCGGCACUCAGAGAAGAACCAGCGCUGUGCCCUGCAGCGGCGGGUGUCCCUCCUGACGGACGAGUGCCGCCGUGGCGCCGAGGCUCGGAAGAAGCUGGAGGCUCUGUGCCGUGAGCUGCAGACACAUUACGGCGUCCUGAGGGAGGAGACUGUUCAGCGAUGCAGGGAGGAUGAGGAGAAGCGGAAGGAGAUCAGCUCCCACUUCCAGAAGACCAUGACUGAGAUCCAGGCUCAGAUCGACCAGCAAAGCACCCGGAACGCCAACCUGUGCCAUGAAAACGCCAACCUGACCGAAAAACUGGAGGGCCUCAUGAACCAGUGCGAGCUGAGGGAGGAGAGUUUGGAGAAAAUCACUCAUCAUCGUGACCUGCAGCACAAACUGACUGAAGCCAAACUGCAGCAGGCGAAUGCGCUGCUCGCCGACGCCACGGAGAAACACAAGCGGGAGAAAGAAUACCUGCUCAGAGAGGCUAUUGACAAAACAAAGAAUUGCUUCGCUAUGAAGGAGCAGGAGCUGGCCAUGAAGAAGAAGUUGGCCCUCUACGCUCAGAAGUUUGACGAGUUUCAGGCGACGCUGGCUAAGAGCAACGAAAUCUACGUCCGCUUUAAACAGCAAAUGAAUGAGAUGACUGAUAAGAUGAAGAGAGUUGAGAAAGAGUCAGAUCUCUGGAAGAUGCGGUUUGAGAACUGUAACAAAGCUCUGACUGACAUGACUGAAGAGAGAAGUGAGAAAUCCAAGGAGUUUGACCUGUUCGUCCUGAAGAUCCAGAAGCUAGAGAAGCUGUGUCGAACGCUGCAAGAUGAGAGACAAGGACUUUACAACAAGAUCAAAGAUGUUCGCCAGGCAACAUUCCCAACUAAAGUCAUCACCGAGGCUGCCGGGACAUCGCUCCUUUUCCCAACCCCAGAGGUGCAGGAGCUCCAGGAUGAGGACUCAGUCCUAACGGAGGACAUGGCCCGUCUCAAGGAGGAGCAGGCCAAGCUGCAGCUGUUUGCUGCCUCAUUACUUGACACUUCCAUCGACAAUGAGGUUGAGGACGAAGUACACCUGGAUGAAGACAUCAUGGCCUCUGCAUUCAUCCAGUUCAAAAGCAAACCUUCAUCAGUGGAUCGUCCUCCUGAAGAAGCAGGAGAAACCAAAUCAGAAACAGCAGACUCUGUUCCAGCCCAGGAUGGUCAGAAACCAGAUGGGUCCAGAUCAGAAGAACACUCUGAAUCCACAUCAAAACAUGAAGCACCAUCAGUGGAAAUCAGUGAGACUGAGGAGGUCCAGCAGCCGGUAUCUGUACCAGAUCCUGUCAAAGCUGAUCCACAGACAGACCCAGAGCCGCCCCCAGAGAAGACCGUACUCCAAGAGCCUGAGGACACACCAGAGGUCCAAGCUGACAACGUGAAAGUCCAGCAGCCAGUAUCUGUACCAGAUCCUGUCAAAGCUGAUCCACAGACAGACCCAGAACAACCCCCAGAGAAGACCGUACUCCAAGAGCCUGAGGACAUAUCAGAGGUCCAAGCUGACAACGUGAAAGUCCAGCAGCCGGUAUCUGUACCAGAUCCUGUCAAAGCUGAUCCACAGACAGACCCAGAACCGCCCCCAGAGAAGACCGUGCUCCAAGAGCCUGAGGACACAUCAGAGGUCCAAGCUGACAACGUGAAAGUCCAGCAGCCGGUAUCUGUACCAGAUCCUGUCAAAGUUGAUCCACAGGCAGACCCAGAACUAUCAGCAGAGAAGACAGUUCUCAGAGAACCUGAAGACACACCAGAGGUUCAGCAGCUGCUACCCGAUUCAAGUCAGGUAUCAGAGGAAACGCCAAAACAUGGAGCCAACAAAGCUGCCACUUCCUUGGAAAAGCCAGUGCAGAAGAAAAAGAAGAAGAGGAGCCCAAAGGCAGCGAGUUAAGCACAGACUGGUUUCAACUGACAGUGUUUGAUUGAAAAUCUAAAUAUUCGUAAAAGUUUGAAUGCUUGUUUAUUUGUUUUAAAUCAACGUGCAGUUUCUGUUUAUGGGAGAAUUAAAGCAGAUGCACAAUGAUGAUGUCAUAAAGACCACAACUAUUCAGAUUUUACUUUUAAAAAGGAGACUGACUUGAAAAGUGUUUCUCA
Molecule: messenger RNA, 2583 nt
Organism: Thalassophryne amazonica
Lineage: Eukaryota; Metazoa; Chordata; Actinopteri; Batrachoidiformes; Batrachoididae
Product: beta-taxilin-like
Exons: 11
Coding region: 104-2380 (758 amino acids)
Molecular function (GO): syntaxin binding
Source: RefSeq, a predicted model, not a curated record